AACAAGGUGACUGAGUGCUUUAAAGCCAAUGCGGUGUCGCUGUAAUCUCUCCAGCCGCGGCUGGUCCGGAGGCUUCAGUCUCUCGGCAAGGCAGUCUGCCCACAAGCCCUCGCCGUGUCGAGUGCCCGCUGACUCUCCGCUCCGCCCCAGCUCCAGAAAAUCCUCUCCAAGCUCCAGAAUCCGGGCGCCAAGAUCCAAGUUCCUGGCUCCGGGCGCCGUGCCCCGGGAUACGCCCUGCUCCAGGCUCCGCUCUCUGAGCUUCGGGGUCCGGAGUCCCCGGCUUUCCCUCCUGCUGGGGCACCGGCUGGGCCCGGUCUCCUGAGUCCUCUGAGAUGGGUGUCCGCCCCGCGGGGGGCGGGCGGCGCUGCCGGACCCUGUUCCUGCUGCUGGCUCUCAGCUGGGCCUCCUUCCCAGGCCAUCUGGAGGCUUUCAAGGUCAGCUCUCUGUACUCGCUCUACGUCUGUCCGGAAGGGCAGAACGUCACCCUAACCUGCAGGAUCUCUGGACCCUUCUCCGACUGGCACGACCAGAUCUACAAGAAGUGGUCCUGGAGCCCCCGUGAGGACCAGAACUGCUCGGGGAGGCGGCCCAUCCGCAAUCUCACGGACCACGACCUGCACUCCCACCAGGGAGCCGGUCACCACCGGGCCAAUGGCAGCGUGGGGCCCGGCCCCCACAGGGAACGCGCCCAGCGCCACGGAGUGGAGACCAACUCGGACCACCAUGGGACUUUCUGGAUCACCUUGGUGAACCUGACCCAGCAGGAUGGUGGCAUUUACUGCUGCUUCGUGGCGGAUAUUAAUCACCAUCAUGUGAAGCAGCGGUCCCACGGCCUCAUGGAGCUGCAGGUGCAGAAAGGCCAAAUGUCACAGUCCAAGUGCACGCUGCACCUGCCCUCCAAUGUUGAUGGUGAAAACAUCACGGCUGCGGCUCUGGCCACUGGGGCCUGCAUCGUGGGAAUCCUCUGCCUGCCCCUCAUCCUGCUUCUUGUCUACAAGCAGCGGCAGGCCAUUUCCAACAGGCGUGCUCACGAGCUGGUGAGAAUGGAGAGUAAUACCCAAGGCAUCGAGAACCCCGUCUUUGAUGCUGGGCCCCCUGGACCCGCCGAGUCCAGACCCAUGCCCUUGGUGAACAGCUUGGCCCGACGACAGCAGUCCGAGUCAGGGCGGCACCUCCUCUCAGAGCCUAACACUCCGCUCUCACCCCUGGGCCCAGGCGAUGUCUUCUUCCCAUCCCUAGAGCCCGUCCCGGAUUCCCCAAGUUCUGUGACUGCAUAGCCUGCCUGCCUGGGGGAUGAGAUGCUUUUGGAAGACCUGGCUGUGGAGGAGCCUCACACCAGCACCGUAGCAGGAAGGCCUCUGUGAAUGCAAGCCUCAGACACUUCGUGCCUUGCUCGGGCCUCUUCCCUUCCAAAGGGCUCAGAAGUUGGGAAAUCUCUCUCUCCAGAGUCCUCAACUCCUUGUCCUCUGGCCAGGGACUGUGACUUCUACUAGAGGAACAAACAGUCCAACGGGGUUCGGCCAGGACUCUGGGUUCUUUCUGCUCUGUCAGCACACAUGUCUCCAGGCCUCUGCUCUGCUUCCAUCAUCUCCCUUGCCCGGAUCGGCCCACAGAUUGUGUGCCUCAGGGAGGUCCGAUGUGGAGCCCUAGAGGCAAUGGGGUGCUCGCCUUUUCCACUUGGGGAGUCCUGGAUCUGUGUGAGGGCAGAGGGGUAUAUUCAGGUCCCUGGGCCAGGGCCUCUUCCAGGGCUCAGGAGAGGGAGGGUCCUCAAGGAACGGGUGUCUGUCUCACAGAGGAACCACACCAGUUUAUGGGCACAUGCCUCAGGACACCACCCCAACUGCUUUCAGACCGUGGGUGGCUGCCCAUAGGUCUCCAGCACCCUGGUUUCCCACAGGCCCCUGGUGGUCCUGACCACCCCUGUUGGGUAAAGUGGCCUGUGUGUUGUGGGCAGCCAGGAGCCUGUGGCCAAACUACAGAGUUUGUACUUCCCUACAUUGUCCCUGCUUUUUUUGUUGUUUCCUUCCACACUGAGGGUUCCUCCCUGCCUCAACUCCCUUUGCUACACUCUCUCCCCAAUUCCCCCCAUUUCCUUCCCUUCCCCCACUUCCUGGAAUGUUCCUUCUGGGAGGACUGGGUUGAAACGGCAAUCCUGACCUGAAAUAUGGAAUAAUGAUGGUCUCGCUCAGUCUGCCCUGGGCCUGCCUCCUGCAGGACUGAGGAAAGGGAGGCCCCACCACACCCCAGCCCCCAAAUCUGCCUGGGGCAGUGGAAAUGGCCCCCUGCUCUGAUGGGGACACCAGCCUGACUCUUCUCCCUCUGUGUUGCCAGCCCUGGAGGUGCCUGGCAACUAGAGAACCUAGAAGCCAAGGGAGAUGGAGCAGCCUACCUCUGGACCCCAUGAUGUUGCCAUCCCAAGGGGAAAGACUUGGCCAAUUUCCCAAUAAAACCAGAAGCAGUGGCAGGAGCUGGUGGUUUGGGGUCCCUAAUGCAUGGCAGGCAAUGGAAACACCCAGGCCUACUAGUGUCCAACUUCACAACCCCGAAGCCUCAUUGCCCCCUUGGUUCUGCCCAAUGGUUCUAGGAAUCUACCAGGUCCAAGAGCCCUAAAGUUGCAGCUGCAUCUUCUGUUCUUUGGCUAGGAAGCACUGAACAGCCAGAGGAGGUAGGCAGGGGAGAAUUAGGCAGCCUGGGUCUACGAAGGACACCUUGUUUCAGUUGGAAUCUCCUGCUGUCUUGGGCUCCAGCCUGGGUUUGGCUGGAGGAAGGGCUUGUUGCCCUCUCAGCUCUGGACUUGGGGCCUCAAUGCUGGCUGCCCAGGGGCACUUCCUUGAGGGGGUAAUGAGGAUCACUUCCUGAGCUAGACUUCCUGAGGCCCCUGUGGGUUCGGUAGAGAUCACACCUUGCUUCACCCUCCCCAAGAGCUCCUCUCUGUAGCCAGAGAGUCCUGUUGAAACAGGAAGUGUCUAGGGAGUGGCUCCCAGUAGUGUUAUGGACCAAUUUGCUCCUUAUAUAAAUUGUAUAUCAUUUGAAUCACAGAUUACAUCUCAUCCUGGCAGCAUGGAGAGUGAGCGUGCCCAGAUCUGGGGAAUGGGGAGUAAGCAUGCCCAGCUCUGGGGAAAGAGGGUGAACAUACUCAGCUCUGGGGAAUGGGGAGUGAGUAUGCACAAUUCUGAGGAGUGGGAAGUAAGCAUGCCCACUUCUGGGGAGAGGAAGUGAACAAGCUCAGCUCUGAGGAGUACAGAGUGAGCAUGCUCAGCUCCCCAUUGCCCAUCUCUGGGAAGUGGGGAGUGAGCAUGCCCAGCUCUGGCGGAAGGUGGUGAACAUGCUGCUCUGGGGAGUGAGCUUGCCCACCUCUGGGGAGUGGGGAGUGAGCAUGCCCAGCUCUGGCAGAAGGUAGGGAACAUGCUCAGCUGCAGGUAGAGGGGGUGAGCAGGCUCAAGUCUGCUAGAGAGGUGGAAGACCUGGCCAGCCUUCCCAACACUGGAAGAAGAAGUCAUGGCCAGGAAUGGUGAGGAGGAAGAUGAAGCACCAUGUAAAUACAGGGGCGGAGCACACUCUGGAUUCUGCUGCUGCUGCUGCUGCUGCUUUAAAAACCAGCCCAGACUUGUGAUUUAAAUAAAGAUAUUCCACCUA
Tachyglossus aculeatus (Australian echidna) is the source of this 3636-nucleotide messenger RNA. It is a transcript of the gene VSIR, whose product is annotated as V-set immunoregulatory receptor. The transcript is spliced from 8 exons. The record is from RefSeq and is a predicted model, not a curated record. Gene Ontology annotation, cellular component: plasma membrane. Gene Ontology annotation, biological process: positive regulation of regulatory T cell differentiation; regulation of immune response; negative regulation of CD4-positive, alpha-beta T cell proliferation. The coding region runs from base 333 to 1277 and encodes 314 amino acids. NCBI's taxonomy places the organism in Eukaryota, Metazoa, Chordata, Mammalia, Monotremata, Tachyglossidae.